Contarinia nasturtii (swede midge) is the source of this 1510-nucleotide messenger RNA. RefSeq names its product tRNA:m(4)X modification enzyme TRM13 homolog. The record is from RefSeq and is a predicted model, not a curated record. Gene Ontology annotation, biological process: tRNA methylation. Bases 87 to 1484 code for a protein of 465 amino acids. Lineage: Eukaryota; Metazoa; Arthropoda; Insecta; Diptera; Cecidomyiidae. The transcript has a single exon.
AUGUGAAUGUAUCCUCUCAAUUUAUCGAUGUAAAAUUUCAUUUUGAAUGUAGAUAAUAAUAUCGGAAAAAGAGUAUUUCAUUUGUGAUGGACGGUGAUACGAUGAAUGUAAAACGUGCAAAAAUGGAGGAAAAUGAUGAAUUGAUUUCGUCAACAGCUGCUCCGAUAACGUGUAAAUUUUUUGUGAAACGUAAACAGAGAUACUGUCGUCUGACACCGCCAAAUGGUGAAGAAUUUUGUGGUCAACAUAUGCCAGUGACAAGUCUGUCGUCGAAAGUCAUUGAAUCAGAUGAUUUGAAAAUAAACAAAAGCAAUGCACGUGUACCAUGUCCACUGGAUCCAAAGCAUACGGUCUGCGCUUGGAAAUUGCACAAACAUUUAAAAAUAUGCAAUGCUGUUGUAAAAGAUCGACCGUGCUACAUAGUACCCGGAAUGAAUGCCGGAAAUGUUGACGUUGUCAACAAUGAUGCAUACAAAUCAGGUGCACAAACCGAAUUCAAAUUGACAGACAUUGAUUAUGAGACAAUUGAUAAAGUUGUGGCAAGAGUCAACCAACUAUAUGAUUUGCAUAAAAUUGAUGAGAAAAUCGAUGAUUUGAUGGCUAGUCAUCCCUUACUUGCUGCCGAACUGAAUAAUAAAGAAUACGGUCAUGAAACACGGCGGCAUUUGAUACAAACAUCGACUAUUCUUGGGUAUUUAAAUCAUUAUAAACUUUACGAUGACAAGACAAGUUAUAUUGAAUAUGGUGCAGGCAAAGGUCAAGUAUCAUACUGGUUGGCGCAAGCAAUAACCAAUUACCCAAAUUCGAAUGUGUUGCUUAUCGAUCGGGCGUCGGUGCGACAUAAAAAAGACAACAAAUUAGAUGAAACACAUGCAGUUGCGGUGCAACGUAUACGGGCUGAUAUUGCUGACUUUGAUAUCAGCGCACAUAAUUUAAUACAAAAAUCAAACAAAAUUGUCGGUCUUGGUAAACAUUUAUGUGGUGCUGCAACUGAUUUUGCCAUACGAUGUACAAUACAUGGAAAUAAUGCUGCAUGUGAAAAUGGUAACGGUCCCAAAACGAUAGCCAUGUUAAUUGCAUUAUGUUGUCACCAUCGAUGCGAAUGGAAAUAUUUUGUUGGUCGGGAUUUUUUCAUGCAAAAUAAGGUAAGUGAAAGGGAAUUUGCAAUCAUGACUAAGAUGGUUGGUUGGGCAAUUUGCGGUACCGGAUUGAGUCGAGAAAAGCGCAAAGAAAUUGAAGAGCGAAAAGAAUCCAACGAACACACAGACGAAGCGAUUCAAGAAGAAAAUGUUGAUGCCAACAUCACCAACAAACGAGAUCGACAUCAACGCAAAGAAAUUGGCCAAAAAUGCAAACGACUCAUUGAUUUCGCUCGAAUCUGUUAUUUAGAACAAAAUGGUUUUAAAUGCUCAUUAAAACGAUAUGUUAGCUCUGAUAUUACACUUGAAAAUGUUUGUCUUGUUGCAUUACAUGAAACUAAAUAAAAAAAACGUUUUCUUUUUCUUGUAAA